Molecule: messenger RNA, 1065 nt
Organism: Candidula unifasciata
Lineage: Eukaryota; Metazoa; Mollusca; Gastropoda; Stylommatophora; Geomitridae
Source: the annotation of a GenBank genome assembly
AUGUCCAACACAAAUCUAACAAAACUCACCAACGGAGAAAAUCACAAACAACUGACGAACACUUCUACAAGACAGGUACUGUUAGCCGAUGAAGCUCUCUACUAUUUUCUCUUAGUCAACUUUUGGGGUCCGGCUUUAGCCGUGUGCAUUCUUGGAAUUUUCACAAAUAUUCUCAACAUAAUUGUCUUUUCUAAACAGGGCCUGCGUGACACUGUCAACAUAAGCCUCUUUGGUCUGGCUACAUCAGACUUGGGUUCCCUGAUUACGUUGCUUUAUGCAAAUAUUUCCUUUAUGCCAGCUUUUAUGGCGCUAGAUCUGCCAUUUGUCGGCAGUGACGUCAUGUAUAUUUCGACCCUGUGUCAUCUAAUAUUUACCAGAGUCAGCACUUGGAUAACCGCUUACAUCACUUUAGAGAGAUGUCUCUGUGUUACUGCGCCGCUGAGAGUCAAGAAUUUGUUUACGCCCAAGAGGACAGUACUGUAUCUUAUUGUUGUCUAUGUGUUGAUGAUUGCAAGCGCUUGUCCAAUGUUCUACACUACUCGACCAGCCAAAAUUUUUAACCCAUUAAAAAACAGGACCUUGCUUGGAAUAUCCUUUAUAGAAGACCGAAACAAAAUAGAGGCUAUCGGAUUUAUGACAAACAACACAAUCCCAACAUUGGCAUUCUGCACAGUGGCAAUCUGCACAGCAAUUCUUGUCUCAACUUUACGAAAGAAAUCAAAAUGGCGUCGACAAGCUACCACGUCCACUGCCAACACUGUCGUAACUGAUAGAGAUGGUAAAGUAGUCAAAAUUGUGAUACUAAUAUCGACUGUAUUCAUUAUUUGUUACUUACCCGGAACCGCCGUUUUUGUGUACAUGAUGUUGGACUCUGAUCUGCGAAUUGAUGGAUUUCACAAAAAUAUUGUAAUUGCAGUGUUUUCAGUCUUGUUUCAUCUGGAAUCCAUCAACGCCGGUGUUAAUAUUUUUAUAUAUUUGAGCAUGAGUUCAAAGUAUAGGGUAACAUUUAUGUACGUGAUGUGUUUCAAAUGUGAUACAGUGUCAGGGUGGAAGAGACCAAAAUAA